Zymoseptoria tritici IPO323 is the source of this 1872-nucleotide messenger RNA. RefSeq lists its product as uncharacterized. NCBI's taxonomy places the organism in Eukaryota, Fungi, Ascomycota, Dothideomycetes, Mycosphaerellales, Mycosphaerellaceae. The coding region runs from base 1 to 1872 and encodes 623 amino acids. The record is from RefSeq and is a predicted model, not a curated record. The transcript has 2 exons. Gene Ontology annotation, molecular function: oxidoreductase activity, acting on the CH-CH group of donors.
AUGGCAUCGGCUAGUCGGACGUUCACUGCGGCAAGCGGCACAACAGGCUUCUUCCAGGAGAAUCCAGUCGUGCGCAGUGCCUUUGAAGAAGACGAAGCACUCAAAAGAGUGUUCAGAUUCUACCUCCCUUCGAGAACUCAGAAUGCCAUCUCCUCGGACCUCAACAACAUCAGUAAUCUGGUGCUGUCGAGAAAGGUCCUCAACUGGUGUGCCGAUGCCGAACGCAACGUUCCGUACAUUCGCAGCUACGACUCUUGGGGCCGCCGCAUCGAUGAUCUGGUAACAUCGGCAGGGUGGCAGAAUCUUCAAGCGAUGGGUCAAGCAGAGGGAAUGGUAGCGUGCGGUCAUGAGCGGACUCAUGCUCAAUACAGUCGAGUGCAUCAAUUCCUGAAGGUCCACAUCUGGACACCGAGUUGUGCGUACACGACAUGUCCUGGUGCCAUGACGGACGGAGCGGCGAGGUUGCUCUUCCUGCAGCUGACUAAGGGCAACUCCGAGCUGGGCGAAACGGAGAAGGAGAUCUUCCGGAAUGCUUACGAUCGACUCGUCUCCCGCGAUGUUGAGAAAGCAUGGACCUCCGGCCAAUGGAUGACUGAAAGACCUGGAGGAAGCGAUGUACAAAACACCGAGACUCACGCAACUCUAGCUCCUGCGAAUACUCCUAUAACCCUCGACGCACAUGGAGACCAGCUCGGUCCAUACUCAAUCUCCGGCUUCAAAUGGUUCUCCUCCGCAACCGAUGCCAACCUGACAGUCCUCCUAGCCCGGGAGUCAACAGGCGUGAUUUCAGCUUUCUUUGCACCAACCAGACGCAUCCUCCCAAACACUACCGAAUCCGAGUUCAACGGCAUCAGCAUCCAGCGUCUGAAGAACAAGCUCGGUACUCGUGCCCUGCCAACCGCAGAACUGGUGCUCAAAGACAUGCGAGCCUGGCGAAUCGGCAAGUCUGGACAAGGAACCAGGGAAAUCAGUACAAUUCUGAACAUCACGAGGGUGCACACGGCUGUUGGCGCGGUGUCGCAGUGGGGAAGAGGACUCAGUAUCGCGCGGGCGUUUGCGAGAGUUCGCAAGGCGAGAGGGAAGUUGCUGAUGAAUACGCCUGCGCAUGUGAGGACGAUGGCGGAGCAGCAUGUGCAGUAUCGGGCUAUGAUACAUCUCACAUUCUACGCUGUGGCUUUGCUGGGACUAUCAGAGCAAGGAGCAGGAUCGGCAGGGCAGGACUCGCCUUGUGAAGCCUCAUGUCUGGCACCGAGAGAAGCCGUGCAGUCUCUAUUGCGGCUUGUCACUCCGCUGGCGAAGAUGAUGACCGCAAAGGCUGCAAUCGCCGGGCUGGCAGAGUGUAUGGAGAGUCUGGGAGGAGUGGGAUAUCUGGAGAAUGAAGACGUGGCCUUGAACGUGGCCCGGUUGUUCAGGGACGUCAACGUGUUGAGCAUCUGGGAGGGCACUACCAAUAUCAUGGCGGAUGAUCUUGUGCGAAUUGUGAAAGGGUCGGCGGGCAAGGCGGUGCUUGAUGCUCUCGGCGGUGUUGUAUCGACGGUGCUGGAGAAGUGGAGUAAGCAAGCAAAGGCCCAACUCUGGGCUGAUGCGGUCCGUCCGAACUGGUCCCGGCUACGAACCUCGAUCGAGCAGAGUGGCCGCGAAGAUCUGGCCAUCGCAGGACGGGAGCUCGGACGAGAUCUGGGUUGGUUGAUCUGUGCGAUCUUGCUUGGAGAGGAUGCACUACACGACGGCGCUGAAAUUGCAGACGAGAUCGCUUCGAGAUGGAUCUUGCACGACUCAUACGAGAGUGGACGAAGCUGGAAGGACAAGGCGAUAUGGGACAGAAGGAUUGUGUUUGGCAUGGACUCUGUUGGGCCAGUAGCUAGGCUUUGA